GCAAGAUUCAUCUGGCUAUACAGACAACAAGACAAUUCUUUUGAUUUAUUCUGUUCACGUUAUCAAUCUACAUCGUCUCUCCAAAAUGCAGUUCCUUUGGGGUGUUGUGCUCUGUGCUGUUGUCUUCGCGAAGGCUUCCACUGCAUUGGUCGCUGGGAACGGUGCUGAGGUUAAUGUCCACGGGGCUGGAGAUGAGAUUGUCCACGCAGAGCCGGGAAAAGUGAUCGUCAAGGUCGGGGACCUCGAGGCCAGAGAGGCACCCCAGUGAGCCAGAUGUGUGGGACAUGGACGCUGUGUUGUGGGA
Aspergillus sclerotioniger CBS 115572 is the source of this 304-nucleotide messenger RNA. RefSeq lists its product as uncharacterized. NCBI's taxonomy places the organism in Eukaryota, Fungi, Ascomycota, Eurotiomycetes, Eurotiales, Aspergillaceae. The record is from RefSeq and is a predicted model, not a curated record. The coding region runs from base 86 to 268 and encodes 60 amino acids. The transcript has 3 exons.